AGUGCUCUUACCGCCAUGGCUCCCAAAAAAGUUGAACCGAAGAAGUCCGAAGUGAAGAAGGUGGAGGCCAAGAAGGAGGAGGCUGUCCCCACACCAAAACCUCCUGAACCAGAGCCCAAUCCCAUGGAGGAUCUGAAGUCUGUGGUGGUGGAAUUCACCGCCGACCAAAUCGAAGAGUUCCGUGAUGCCUUCUCCCUGUUUGACGAGACGCCCUCCGGGGAGAUGAAGAUCCGAUUUGCCCAAUGUGGUGACGUGAUGCGUGCGCUGGGACACAACCCGACCAACGACGAGGUUCUGAAGCUUCUGGGCCGGCCCAAGCCCGAGGAGCUGAACGCUAAGAUGCUGGACUUCGACACCUUCCUGCCAAUGCUGCAACAUGUGUCGCGGGCCAAAGAGCAAGGCAGCUUCGAGGACUUUGUAGAGGGACUGAGAGUCUUUGACAAAGAGGGGAACGGAACUGUGAUGGGCGCAGAGCUGCGUCACGUUCUGUCAACGCUUGGCGAGAAGAUGACUGAGGACGAAGUGGACCGGCUGAUGGUUGGGCAGGAAGACAGCAAUGGUCACAUAAACUACACUGAGUUUGUCAAGCACAUCUUGGCAGGUUAA
Messenger RNA from Synchiropus splendidus (mandarinfish), 606 nucleotides. RefSeq names its product myosin light chain 4-like. Gene Ontology annotation, molecular function: calcium ion binding. Gene Ontology annotation, cellular component: myosin II complex. The transcript has a single exon. The record is from RefSeq and is a predicted model, not a curated record. NCBI's taxonomy places the organism in Eukaryota, Metazoa, Chordata, Actinopteri, Syngnathiformes, Callionymidae. Bases 16 to 606 code for a protein of 196 amino acids.